This is a messenger RNA of Cheilinus undulatus (humphead wrasse), 3469 nucleotides long. It is a transcript of the gene mfsd2aa, whose product is annotated as major facilitator superfamily domain containing 2aa. The transcript is spliced from 14 exons. Gene Ontology annotation, biological process: carbohydrate transport. NCBI's taxonomy places the organism in Eukaryota, Metazoa, Chordata, Actinopteri, Labriformes, Labridae. The coding region runs from base 144 to 1700 and encodes 518 amino acids. Gene Ontology annotation, cellular component: membrane. Gene Ontology annotation, molecular function: lysophospholipid:sodium symporter activity. The record is from RefSeq and is a predicted model, not a curated record.
CUCAGUCGGCGGAGUCUUGGCUUAGUAACGGUCGGACCUUUGAAUGAAAGAGGCAGUUUCAAAAUGCAGUGAGGCGGUUUUUUCUUUUCUGACACAAAUUUUGCAUCAAGGAGGGAAAAGACACUAAACAUACUAAAAGCACAAUGGCACGAGGAGAAGGCGCCGAGCAGUACGCGGCGAGUUUGCUCUCAGUCAAACCAAUUAAUAUAGAAGUCAAGACGGCCAAGCCAAAGGACCUGAGGCAUCGUCUGUCUGUGUGGAGCAAACUGUGCUAUGCCAUUGGCGGGCUUCCCUACCAGAUUACAGGCAGCGCUCUAGGCUUCUUCCUCCAGAUCUACCUGCUAGACGUGGCUCAGCUGGAUCCCUCCCAUGCCUCCAUCAUCCUGUUUGUAGGCCGAGCCUGGGAUGCCAUCACAGACCCCACCGUGGGCUUCCUGGUGAGCCGGAGCAGAUGGACCGGCAUUGGCCGCAUGAUGCCAUGGAUCCUUUUCUCUACCCCGUUUGCGGUGAUGACUUACUUCCUGAUCUGGUAUGUGCCUCCUUUUGAACAAGGAAAGGUCAUCUGGUACCUGGUCUUUUACUGCCUCUUCCAGUCAAUGCAGACGUGCUUCCAUGUGCCAUACUCAGCCCUCACCAUGUUCAUCAGCAACGACCAGAAAGAACGGGACUCUGCCACUGCUUAUCGUAUGAUGGUGGAAGUGUUGGGCACUGUUAUGGGCACCGCUAUCCAGGGUCAGAUAGUCGGUGGCUCCUCAAGUUGCUCCAAUGACUCUGAUACUGCUGGCAGCAGUAACUUAACAGAUAUUAACUCAUCAAAAGCAACACUUGAUGAGACAAAACAAGCUUACCUGAUAGCUUCAGGUGUCAUCUGCAUCAUCUAUGUCGUCUGUGCUGUGGUUUUGUUUUUUGGCGUGAAGGAGCAAAAAGAGAGCAGGAGACAAACAGAGCCCCUCAGCUUCAGUCAGGGCCUUUGGCUGGUGAUGAGCCAUGGUCCGUACAUCAGACUGGUCAUCGGCUUCCUCUUCACGUCUUUAGCCUUCAUGCUCCUGGAGGGAAACUUUGCCCUUUUCAUCACUUACGCUCUUGGCCAUCGGGAAGACUACCAGAAUAUUCUCCUGGUUAUCAUGCUAUCUGGGACUUUGACCAUCCCAUGGUGGCAGUGGUUUUUGACACGUUUUGGAAAGAAGACAGCAAGUUACUGCGGCAUCUCGUGGGCUAUACCUUUCAUGAUCCUGAUCGUCAGCAUCAAGAGCAACCUGAUCAUCUCCUACCUGGUCUCAGUAGCAGCAGGUGUGAGUGUUGCUGCAGCUUUCCUGCUGCCUUGGUCAAUGCUUCCUGAUGUAGUAGAUGACUUCAAGGUGAAUAACCCAGCUGUCCAAGGUCAUGAAGCUCUCUUCUACUCUUUCUACGUGUUCUUCAUCAAGUUUGCCUCCGGAGUUUCUCUGGGGGUCUCUACACUCAGCUUGAAAUUUGCCGGCUAUGUGACCGGGGGUUGCACACAACCUGAGGCAGUCAGUUUAACCCUGAAGGUGCUGGUUUCUCCAGUGCCAGUGGUUCUUAUUAUUGUGGGACUGUUGAUACUGAAGACAUACCCAAUCGAUGAGGAUAGGAGGCAAGGCAACCGGAAACUACUACAGCAGAUGCUGGAUUCAGAAGCUGAUUCGGAGUCUGAGACUUCCGCCCUUGGGAGCAACGUUUAGCAGCGGGCACUAGCCAGCCGGCCCAGCUGUUUCACGUGUUUGCACAAACUGUUGAGGGACAAACCACUGAGUGUCUGGACAAACAGAGGAGGGACCACAGACCGGCACAGCUGCUCGGACACCAACAACAUUAACUGGCUCCUUUCCGUGGAUCACACAGGUUUACAUCGCCCUCUAGUGGCCUGCCAGUGUCAUGACGUGUGAUUUAGUAUUAUCUGUUGUCCUUUAUCUAUAGUUGUGUCCCAGUUAAAAUGCAUCUUCAACACUUUGAAAGCACACAACUGGUAUAUCUCCUCAGUGUGUCAUGCAGUCGAGCAUUUAGCGGCCUAAAUUAAAGGUCUGCAUCUGUUUCACUUCCUUUAAAAGUUUCCACACUGUGUUUAGUUGAAUCAUGUCACAUCUUAUUUCAACCUUAACAGGGACUAACACUAAAGUGAACAGUAAGUCUCCAUCAUUCAGAGUGAGAUAGCACAGGUUUUUGUGCAACACCUGCAGCUCCUGUAAGUGUGUCACUAAGACUCAUGGGAGCUGUAGUUAUUUUUAUCCUGAAGGAUUCCAAAGAUGUAUUGUUUACGGAGAUGUUCAUGUAGCUGUCUACAAUGCUGUUGACUUGACUGGUUGUUAGUGCCUCCUUCAUCAUUUUUGUGCAUUGAAUUAUGGGACACAAGUAUUUGCAUAAUACUAACGGUGUAAAUUGGGACACAGCUUGUGAUUACGGUGUGAAUUGGGACACAGCUUGUGAUUUGUGGUUUUAUUUAAGAAGUAUUCACAGGCCAGUUGACACGACCAGACCGUCACUUGUGCAGACUGGAGGUUGCUGUUACCUCUGAUGUUUACAUGCUGUAAAGUGUCAGCUCCUCUUUUUUAAGGCCAUACCAGCACUAUGAUUGAAGCUGCAGGGAGCCAUGCUAAAAUACUACUUUUAAGUUGAUGUUUCCUGAAAUCAUUUCUGAAUGGAAAUAACUUUAAGUGUACUUGAAUCUUUUGAAGGUGAUACUUUGUACUAUAUGUGGGCUGAAUCACUGCCUUAGACACAUAUCCUCUGUAAAUAGCUGCUUUGAGAUUUUCUGAAUAUUUUUCUUUCUUUUUGCCACAGAGAAGGGUUUCCCAUCACACCUUUGUGCUUUAACAUUUCAGUCUUUAUAAGAUAGCCUUUAUUGUCAUUGCCACACAGUACAGUACAAGUACAGUUUAUGAUGCUAAAAAGACAUUUUUGAAUGUGCUUUUAUAGUCAACUUCAGUAAGAAGUCUUUAUCAAGCACAUUCUCACUUCCCAAGGGAAGAAAAUGCUUUAUUUAACUAUUUAUUUAAACUCUCUAAGGGAUUAUAUUGCUUAUGAAAACACAUGUAAUAUAAUGUAUAAACAGUGGUUGGUUUAGCAUUCAAACAUCAACUGUUUCUUCUAAAAAAGAUUACUUGAUAAGCUGCUGAAACGUGAUUUACCAGCAGUCCAAACACAAGGCACACAGUAGGCACUAAUAUCAAGUAUGCUGCAUACAUUUGUCCUGACUUCAGAAGGUUUGUGCACAUUUACUUAUGGUUAAGUUAUUGAAAAACACGUAAUAUAUUGCUAGGGCUAUGAAGUUGCACUUACCGGUGGAAAUGAAGUACAUUACAUCUGUCCUUGGUUUUUUUAUGCAGCUGUGUGUACAACAUGUAAAUAUGUUUUUCUAAGAUGGACCUUGAUGAGCAGUUUACUGUAAAGAUCAAUGAAGAGAAAUGUGUUGUAAAUUUGUAAUUUUAAGUCUGUGAAUAAAGUUUGUAAAAUG